Messenger RNA from Misgurnus anguillicaudatus (oriental weatherfish), 8649 nucleotides. Lineage: Eukaryota; Metazoa; Chordata; Actinopteri; Cypriniformes; Cobitidae. The record is from RefSeq and is a predicted model, not a curated record.
CCAAUCAGCGCCCGGCGGAUGACUUGGAGGCUGCGCUUUCGACGCCAGCUCUGGCAAGAGGUUAGUUCCUGCUCUACGCUGGCCGUUUCCUGUAAUCGUACAGUGUUGUGAGACGGAGAAAGCCAUGUGUGUCGAUGCAAAGUGCAUCAGCACGCACAUUUAUUAAUGGAUUGCUUUGUAUUGGCUCCAACCAGAGAAGCUAAAACUAACUCCAGAGGAACGGGGGAGAGAGAGUAAAGGAGGGUGAGCUGGUGGUAAACUCUCUUUUCCUGUUCCUCACUCCCUAAUAAUUCAUCAUUGCAGCGCAAGUUAUCUCUUGUUGGAUGUUCGUGUACCAACACUGGAUAUCACACAUUCUUUGCUUAUUUUCACAAACUCUUUAAAAAGAUGGCAGACCCCAUUAUGGACCUUUUUGAUGACACGCCACUGUUCAAUUUGGAUUCCCUGCCAGAGGACGCCUUUUCCCAAGGCUCCUCGGACCCGGUCGAGGAGGCAUUGAAGUUGGCCUUGGGCCAAGUCGACCCACCUGCAGACCCCGGCGUGCCUGCGCUCGCUGACGCCGUACCUGAUCCGGUCCCAACGCCUGUCCCGCUUCAAACUCUUCAACAGCAUCAGCCCACCCAGGAGAUCUCCAUUUCCCAAACUCCAAUUUCCGUUCAGCCGGUGCCUCAGUCUUCUCUCUCUGUGGCUGGUAACAGCAGCGGGGCAGCAACAGUUUUGCUGAGCUCCCCCGUUGGAGUACCUGUGUCAGGCGCUCAGGUCGUCACCCAGCAGGUACAGGCUCAGCAAAUUGCUGCGGGGCAGUCGGGCCCCAAAAUUGUUAUAUUAAAGGGUCCUCAAGGUCAGACUCAAGUGCUCCAGGGUGUCACAGGUGCCACAGGCUCUCCAGGGAAAGUCACCCUCGCCAGAGUUCUAACAGGAACCCCUCUUAGGCCAGGAAUGACGGUUGUUUCUGGGGGGACGGUAUUAAACGCGACAUCUCCUGGUCAGGGGCAGGUGAAAGUGGGCUCUGGGGUCCAAAGGCUGGUUCAGACUUCAAAUGGCCCAAUGAAGCAGGUGUUAUUGACCUCUGUGCCCCAGUCACAGGCGCAGACGCAGCCUGUGCAGGUUCAGAUAUCCACGCAGAGUCAGCUGCAGCCACAGUCCGUCCAAGUGCAGUCUCAAGCGCAGGUGUCGCUACAGACGCAGGCUACGGCACCCGGAACGACAGCAACCAUUCGACCUCAAGGUGUCACCCUCUCAGCGGUGCCACAGCAGGGUGAAGCUAAGAGGAUCACUCUGGUGCUACAGCAGCCCUCGCAGGGUGGAGCCGGCCAGGCCGGGACGGUGACGGUAGGGGGAUCUGCGGCUGCAGGGGCAGGUCAACAAGGCCAGCAGCCCAGGCUGGUGUUGGGCUCUUUGCCAGGGAAGUUUGUUUUGCAGGGAGGGCAACUGACGGCUCUUGCACAAGCCAAGGCGGGUCAGACGGGGGCGCAGCCAAAAGUGCUCACUAUUCAGCUGCAAGUGCAACAGCAGCCCAACCAACAGGGAGCAAAGUUUCAGUUGGUUUCUGGAGCAGCUAAUGCUGGUGGCAGCCCUCAAGUGUUGCAGAUAUCUCAAGGACAGGGAGGACAAAGAGUGGCAGUGCCUCUUAAACUACUCCUGCAGCCACAGUUAAACGCGGUCUCCAGUGCUGGUGGAACCGUUUCCGUAGUGAAAGUUAUCAAUACCUCGGCUGCCGGCUCUGCGGCCAGCACAAACACUACAGCUGCGUCUUCCGGUGUGCGUCUGGCAAAGGUCCAGGAGCCCGUGCGACGAGUGGAGACCCUGUGCAAGCAGGAGAAGGCGAAUCGCAUCGUUGCCGAGGCCAUUGCGCGGGCCAAAGCCAGAGGAGAGAGGAACAUCCCUCGCGUUCUCAACCAUGAUGAGCUUCCUCCUGGACAGACCGCGGCGGCCCUGGAGGGUGCCGUGGGAGCUGCCGGAGCCAAAAAGAAAGGAGGAGGUGGUGGCGGUGGAGGAGGGAGCAAAAAGAAAAGCCCGAGCGCAGGAGGAGGAAAAAUGGUCCCGGGUGGAGACAAGAAAUCGAAGGCGAAGACUCCGGGAACUCCGGUUGUUGGAGCUGGAGGCAGUAAAAGUAAAUGCAAGACUAAGCUGAACACCAUCACGCCUGUGGGUGGUAAGAAAAGGAAAAGAAAUGGGUCCUCUGACCACUCAGACGUAGAUCUUAGCCCACCUGUUUCGCCCCGCACGCUAGAGGAGGACAUGUCACAGAAACGGCGCUCUAACCGGCAAGUGAAGAGAAAGAAGUACACCGAGGAUUUGGACAUCAAAAUCACAGAUGAUGAGGAUGAAAUGGAUGCAGAUGUUGACGUGACCACACCUGCCGUGUCUACUCUACAUGUUCAGCCCAUGGCAGGGGAACUCCAACAGGAGCUCGAUGGGGAAGGUCUUCCAAGCAUGCAGUUUUUUGUGGAGAACCCAAGUGAGGAAGAUGCUGCUAUUGUGGAUAAAAUUUUAUCUAUGCGGUUGACCAAAAAAGAGGUUUCACCAGGGCAGUAUAUUAAUGUGGAGGAGUUCUUUGUCAAAUACAAAAACUACUCAUACAUGCAUUGUGAGUGGGCCAGUCUUGAUCAGCUGGAGAGAGAUAAGAGGAUCCAUCAGAAGCUCAAGAGGUUCAAGACCAAACAGGCACAGAUGAGAAAUCUCUUUCAAGAGGAUGAGGAACCCUUCAAUCCAGACUAUGUGGAGGUUGAUCGUAUCUUGGAUGAAUCGCAUAGUGUCGAUAAGGACAAUGGAGAGCCGGUUGUGUACUACUUGGUGAAAUGGUGCUCACUGCCCUACGAAGAUGCAACUUGGGAGCUGAAGGAAGACAUUGAUGAAGGAAAAGUGGAAGAAUUUAGAAAGAUUGAAAGUCGGCCAGCACGCCUCAAGAGAACCCCUCGGCCACCUGCCAGUUCCUGGAAGAAGCUUGACGAGUCAAGGGAGUAUAAAAAUGGGAAUCAGCUUCGAGAGUACCAGCUGGAAGGAGUCAACUGGUUGCUCUUCAACUGGUACAACAGGCAAAACUGCAUCCUUGCAGAUGAAAUGGGUCUUGGCAAGACCAUUCAGUCCAUAGCUCUCCUGUCUGAGGAGUUUUCUGCAGGCGUCACGGGGCCGUUCCUCAUUAUUGCGCCUCUGUCCACCAUCACAAACUGGGAAAGAGAGUUCACCAACUGGACUGAUAUGAAUGCAAUCGUUUACCACGGCAGUCUGGCCAGCCGACAGAUGAUUCAGCAGUAUGAGAUGUACUGCAAAGAUGACAAGGGACAUUUGAUUCCAGGAGCUUAUAAGUUUGAUGCUCUCAUCACAACCUUUGAGAUGAUUCUGUCAGAUUGCCCUGAGCUGAGGGAGAUUUCGUGGCGAUGUGUUAUUAUCGAUGAAGCUCACCGACUGAAGAACAGAAAUUGCAAACUGCUGGACAGCCUUAAGAUGCUUGACCUUGAGCAUAAAGUGUUGUUGACAGGAACGCCAUUGCAAAAUACAGUAGAGGAACUCUUCAGCCUUCUGCACUUCCUGGAACCAGCUCAGUUUCCCUCUGAAAUCGAGUUUCUCCGCGAGUUUGGAGAUCUUAAAACGGAGGAACAGGUCCAGAAACUGCAGUCUAUCCUGAAGCCCAUGAUGCUGCGUAGGCUGAAAGAGGACGUAGAAAAGAACCUCGCCCCAAAACAGGAGACCAUUAUAGAGGUGGAGUUGACUGAUGUUCAAAAGAAGUAUUACCGUGCUAUUCUGGAGCGUAACUUCAGCUUCCUCAGCAUGGGAGCCACACAUAACAGCAAUGUGCCCAAUCUCCUCAACACCAUGAUGGAGCUUCGAAAGUGUUGCAACCAUCCUUACCUCAUUACAGGAGCUGAGGAGAAGAUAGUGGCUGAGCUGAGGCAGGUUUAUGAUCCUCUGGCUCCAGACUUCCAUCUCCAGGCUCUUGUGCGCUCUGCAGGGAAACUGGUUUUGCUGGAUAAGCUACUUCCACGCCUCAAAGCCGGUGGACACAAGGUGCUCAUCUUCUCCCAGAUGGUGCGCUGCCUUGACAUCCUCGAGGACUACCUCAUACACAAAAGAUACCUGUAUGAGCGCAUCGAUGGGCGGGUUAGAGGAAACCUGCGCCAGGCGGCCAUCGAUCGCUUUAGCAAACCAGAUUCCGACCGGUUUGUCUUCCUGCUUUGUACUCGUGCUGGAGGGUUGGGCAUUAAUCUAACUGCUGCUGACACCUGUGUCAUAUUCGACUCGGACUGGAACCCACAGAAUGAUCUUCAGGCUCAGGCUCGUUGUCACCGUAUCGGUCAAUCUAAAGCGGUGAAGGUAUAUCGUCUUAUCACCAGGAACUCUUACGAAAGGGAGAUGUUGGACAAAGCCAGUCUUAAAUUGGGGCUUGAUCGAGCUGUCCUACAAAGCAUGAGUGGAAACAAGGAGAGCAGUGUUAAUGGGAUACAACAGUUUUCCAAGAAGGAGAUUGAGGAUUUACUCCGUAAAGGUGCUUAUGCUGCCAUAAUGGAUGAGAACGACGAGGGCAGUCGCUUUUGUGAGGAGGACAUUGAUCAGAUCCUCCAGAGAAGGGCCACUACCAUCACCAUAGAGAGUGAAGGAAAGGGAUCCACCUUCUCCAAGGCCAGCUUCGUAGCGUCUGAGAACCGCACUGACAUUGCUUUAGAUGACCCUGAGUUUUGGCAGAAGUGGGCCAAGAAAGCAGAUUUAGACAUGGACACUUUCAACAGGAAGAACACACUAGUGAUAGACACGCCAAGAGUGAGAAAGCAAACGCGUCAGUUUUCCACUCUACGCGGAGAGGGCGGUGAGCUGUCUGAUAUGGACAGUGAUGACGACUACCAAGCACAUAAUUCUCGCCAAUCCCGGACUUCCCGACGGUCCGACCGGCAUUCCGGCGGAGGCUAUGGACGUACGGACUGCUUCCGAGUGGAGAAACACCUACUUGUUUACGGGUGGGGGCGCUGGAGGGAUAUCCUGUCUCAUGCUCGGUGUAAGAGGCGACUCAGCGAGCGAGACGUGGAGACCAUCUGCCGGGUGAUCUUGGUCUUCUGUCUACUUCAUUAUCGUGGAGAUGAGAACAUCAAGAGCUUCAUCUGGGAACUGAUCACGCCGCCAGAGAAUGGACGAGAACCUCAAGCUCUGCUUAACCAUUCUGGUCUGUCCAUCCCUGUUCCUCGUGGCAGGAAGGGCAAACGGGUGAAGGCUCAGAGCUCUUUCGAUGUGCAGAAGGUUGAGUGGAUCCGCAAGUACAAUCCUGACAGUCUGCUCGUGGACGACAGUUAUCGCAAGCACCUCAAGCACCAGUGUAACAAAGUCUUGUUGAGAGUACGCAUGCUUUAUUACCUGAAGCAGGAGGUCAUCGGAGAACAUGCCGAUUCUGUUUUGAGAGGAGCUGAUGCAAGAGAUAUUGAUAUCUGGUUACCUGAAAUGGAGCAGCAGGAUGUUCCCUCCGGUUGGUGGGACGCAGAAGCCGAUCGAUGCUUGCUUAUCGGAGUUUAUAAGCAUGGGUAUGAGAUGUACACCACCAUGCGUGCUGACCCCUGCUUGUGUUUCGUUGAGCGAUGUGGACGCCCAAAUGAGCAGGACAUUAAUGCGGAGCAGCACGCAGUAGACCCAGAGCUUGGGGACGCUGGGGACUACGAUAAGUACUCAGAGGAUCCAGAAUUCAAACCUGCGUUGAGACACACCAAGGAUGCAUAUGAAGAGGGUGAUUCGCUGAAUGCAGACAAUGAGAUUUGUGUGGAGGAUCGCUCCGCACCCGUUCAGGUCGAAAGUGCUUCCUCAGGAUCCUCAGAUUUGUGUUAUUGGCCAACAAGCUCAUCGCUGACAGCUCGACUGCGUCGCCUUAUCACAGCGUAUCAGCGCAGUUACAGACGAGAGCAACUUAAGAUCGAAGCUGCAGAGAAGGGCGAUCGAAGACGUAGACGCUGUGAACAAGCCACCAAACUCAAAGAGAUAGCCCGACAAGAACGGCAACAAAGUUGGCAACCCUAUUUCAGGUGGACCCGUCGGGAGGAAUGUGAUUUUUACAGGGUGGUAUCGACCUUUGGAGUGGAGAGGAUAAAGAAGGAGGCCGACGCUCAAGAAGGGGAUGAGCAUUACAUGGACUGGGCGCGUUUCCGUACGUUUGCUCGGCUUGAUAAGAAAACCGACGAGAGCUUGACGCGUUACUUCAAGUGCUUCAUGUCUAUGUGUCGGCAGGUGUGCCACCUUCGACCGGCACGUGGUGAUGAAUCUCAAAGCAUGUCCCAGCCCCUAGCCCCCAUCACAGAAGAAAGAGCCUCACGCACACUUUACAGGGUCAGCUUGCUGUGCCGACUACGCGAGCGCGUUCUCCCCCAUCCGUCGCUGGAGGAACGUCUCGCUCUGGCGCCACCCAGCUCUGACCUGCCCAACUGGUGGAGCAUCCCACAGCACGACCACGAGCUGCUCUUAGCCGCCUCCAGACACGGAGUCAGUCGCACCGAACUCUCGAUCUUCGCUGACCCGCAGUACACGUUCAGCCAAGCCCGCCUCGACUACCUCCAGAACCAGCAAGCCCAAGCGGCCUCACAGACUCUCGCAUUCAGCCAAUCGCAGGAGCUGACCAAUAUCAAAGAGGAGGGGCUAGACGAUGGCUCUCGGCUAGUGGGGACGGACACCCUGUGUCACUCGGACUCCCUGGCCACGCACUUCCCUCACUCCGAGGGAAAAAUUGGAGGGCAAGCUGGCUGGGGUUGGAAACCGAGCAAACACGCAGGGUCCAGUGGGAAGAAAGGAGAGAGAAGCGAAGCGGCCUCAGACUCGGAUUCCGAUUCAGACUCGGGCUCGUCGUCGUCUUCGCGUAAUUCGGGCAGCUCGGACGACAGCGGAGACAGCGAUGCAGAGAGAGAACAAGCAGCAGCUCUUAAGAUGUGUGAUGGCGAUGAAGAGAACAGCAUCCUGUCAUUGACAGCGUCCCAAGACGGCGCCCCACCAGAGUCCCUUACUGACCCUCUCAGAGUCGACUGGCCCAAAGAUCGCGCGUUGAUAAACCGAAUAGAUAACCUCUGUUACCUCGUAAUAACCGGGCACUGGCCAUCAGGCCGCCGUUACAUUCCCGAAACUCAGCUCAGUGGCGCGACUGAAGACCAUGACCUUGGAGGUGACCUGGGUUACCCCCGAGUGGCACGUAAAAGCAACAGCGCCCUGUCUGCGGAGGCCGUCGAAGGCCAAGAUACAGAGUUCACAGUAAAACUCUUGAAGGAAGAGGGUCUGAAGCUGACGUUCUCUAAGCAAGCUCUGAUGCCGAAUGGGGAAGACAGCGGACGCAAGAAACGAAAGGACCAGGAGCUUAUAGGUGCGGAGGGAGUUCACCAUGCUCCUCGAAGGAGGGACCUUCCCAACUGGCUCAAAGAGAAUCCAGACUACGAGGUGGAGGGAGACAUGCUAGAGCUCCUGGUGAACAGGACCAAAAGGAAGAGGAGGAGGAAGAAGGUGGAAAUUGGUGCAGUACUUACAGGCAGUGAACGAGUUAAAGUCAUAGACUUAAGGACAGGCAAGAAGUUUGGUGGAAUAUAUGGCCCUGCACUACAGGACCUGAGGGAGCACCUGGAGGAGAAUCCUAACCACGCUGUUACCGCAGAGUGGUCUGAAACUGUUCGCGGCUCGGGCUUCUUGCCAGAGAGUUUAUUCCAUAGACUGUUGACUCCCCAUUCUUCAAUCCCCAAAAAGAGCCGACAUUACCUUUCCACCCCUUCGAUCCAGUCCGAUGACCCUCUCCUGGGAGGUGGAGAAGGCGAGACGUUAGUUUCUGACGGAGCGUACAUGAUGGACGACGAGGACCUGGAAGACGAUGGCCACCUCGCAUCAUCUCACCACUUUCUUACUCCUGCCUACGAUGUGAAAAUGGAGCCGAGCGCUCUGGAUAUGGACGAAGGUGACAGUUUGUCACAAGGUGGCUACGAUAGCUCAGACAGGGAAGCCAUUUUGGAUGACGUCAUCAUGGCACCUAAAAAUUCAGACUCUUCCUCGAGUUCAGAGGAUUGACCAAAUCGCAAUGUUCAAUGUAGUAGAGUGAGAUCAUGACAGUCUUUUAUUUUAUUAUAUUCUGCCUUCAUUAUUUUUAUAAUUAUUGUUGAUGUUAUUGCUUUAAAUAUUGAGUAACACAUUUUUUCUGGGGUUGGCCUUCUACUGGACUGUUAUGAGUAAAUUGUGGAGAGGAACAGGCGUCACUCGUUUUUCUUUACUUUUUUUACAUCUUGUUCGGCACGUUGUGCAAAACCCCAAUUCCAGCUGAUUAAAAUAUGUCACUUAACCCAUAGCAAGCCCUUUUCAUCCAUUAUGGCUCUGAAAGGUUUCCCACCCUCAGGCUGAACUGUAUAACAGUGUGCUGGAGGAUUCAGAGUCAUGCACUGAGCUGAGCCGUCGUGGUGCCUCGGUCUGGUGAAGAACAUGUUUUUGUUGGAUGUAUAUCAUUUUUUUUGUGCGUGCGUGCGUGUGUGUGUAGGGGGGAGGGUAGGACUUGGGGUUUAGGAUUAGUUACUGAAACGUUGUUAGACAGAUGAUGGCUGUAUUGUAUAGUUGGUCCUAUGCCUGCAGUGAUGCAAAAAUUAUGAGUUUAUUCCUGUUUCAUGAACUGACUCCAACUGUCUCUGUGAUAUAAAUAUGAAUAGCAGUCUACAUUGGAAA